GCCAGAUCGUCUUUCUAUUUUUAUCUGCAGCAAUUAGCCGCUCGCUGCGUCUGUCGUUGGAUCCCGAGUCAAUUCACUCAUCCUGCAGCAUUUAGCACGCAACGUCCUGAUAGGCACAUCACACAACUGGCACGCGAUGGCAAGUUCAAAGUUUUGACGCUGGAAAUAUGCCCAGUCCAGUCCAUUAGUACAUAAUGGUUGACUGAACCUUCCAACUCAUCAUUCGGCAUUGGCCUGUUGUUAGGCAUUCUGUACAGGAUGUCAUCAAGAUAAAGCGUGCAUUAUCUGCUACUCGAAUGCGUUUCUUGCCAUUCAUCUUCUACGCCCGAUCAAAAGUCUUCACUAUGAUCAAUAAUACUGGUGGAUAUAUCCUAUUGUCGGCACUCACGAUUGUGGUUUAUGAUGUUAUCACCCAUCUGGAUGAAGAGAUCGACUAUAUCGUGAGAUCAAGGUCUACUUUCGUCAAGACUAUAUUUAUCUUGUGUCGCUACCUUCCUUUCGUCAUUGGGGCUUCGCGAAUUUUUAAUGUCGUUGGGGAAGAUUAUAUCGACGAUGAUUUGUGCCUGGUGUUAUGUCGCAUAAGCGUCUGGGUCUCUUUUCUGCAGAUGGUUUGUGUCGAAGUCAUUUUUAGUUUGCGAACCUACGCUCUAUGGGGUUGCAGUAAACGAGUCCUUUUCUGUCUCUUAGCUGCGGAUCUGGUUAAAUGUGUAACAUGUAUCACCUCCCUCCAAAUGUAUAUUGGGGCUUUCCCUGCCGAUGCAUGUUAUGGACAAGCUAACCCGGGCGUAUCGUGGCUCCUUACGAACUUUGUGACUUUGAUUAGCCUGGAAAUAGGAUUGUUUGGGAUGAGCAUGUAUCGGGUUCUAAGGCAAUAUCGCGCCGCUUCAGGACAACUGCUCAAAUCGUUGGUGCGGAACAAUAUCGUGUAUUUCGGAGCCAGCGUGGCUCUGAACAUCCUUAAUAUUGUUGGCAUCUUGCUUAUUCCGAUUGCAACAUGGCCUACUGGUGUCAUGGAAAUAGCACAGAUUCUCUUCCAGGGAUUGCUCGCAACACGCAUGCAACUUGAUCUUUGGAAAGUCGACCGCCGUCAAGUGGGAACGACGAUGGUCACAAUGUCAAUGGAAGAAUUUGCAGUUGCGAGAAUCAACGAUACAAUCUAUCAAAAUUCCGCGUGACAACACCUAACUGCCAAGAUAACCAGACUUCCAUUGGUUAAAUUCAUGUACAAUUGUCUUACGAUAUUGCCACUGUCAGUUCACAACUCGCUGUGCUGCCGUGUAAUACAAACCACAUAUGUAAAUAUCACGAACCCCAGCUUCGUCUCUCCCACCGUGAAUAAUACACAAUCGAAACGGA
Molecule: messenger RNA, 1356 nt
Organism: Suillus bovinus
Lineage: Eukaryota; Fungi; Basidiomycota; Agaricomycetes; Boletales; Suillaceae
Exons: 15
Coding region: 297-1175 (292 amino acids)
Source: RefSeq, a predicted model, not a curated record